Messenger RNA from Nematolebias whitei (Rio pearlfish), 7963 nucleotides. Its product is annotated as neural-cadherin. Gene Ontology annotation, biological process: homophilic cell-cell adhesion. Gene Ontology annotation, molecular function: cadherin binding; calcium ion binding. The coding region runs from base 41 to 7963 and encodes 2640 amino acids. The record is from RefSeq and is a predicted model, not a curated record. Lineage: Eukaryota; Metazoa; Chordata; Actinopteri; Cyprinodontiformes; Rivulidae. The transcript has 32 exons. Gene Ontology annotation, cellular component: plasma membrane; catenin complex.
ACAGUGCUUUAGUGCAGCGGAGCCAAAGAAAGAUCCAGUCAUGAUUUGGGUACUUUUAUCAUUUUUCAUGUUGUGUGUAGCUGGGAACAGGACAGCGGACCUUGUGCCGUUCUUUCAUGGACAUGUUUUUGAGAACUCCCCUCCUGGCUCGCGGGUCAACGGACUCAGCGUGCCGUUAAAGCGGCUGAACCCGAACCGGCCGUGCGGCACCGCGGAGAGCGGCUCAGCGGCGACGCACUUCAAACUCUUGGGUGAAGGCGGCGAGAAUUUCCGCGUCUUUGCGCACCACAAACGGGGGCACGUUUUACUGAAGACUUCCCGGGUUUUGGACCGGGAGGAGCGGGCUGAGUACGCUCUGGGUCUGGGUUUGUGCUGCGGUCAGUGCGCCGAGCUCCCCUCCUGGGACGCAUCUGAACUUGUAGACGAGGUCGCGUCCAUCAAGGUGGACGUUCUGGACACCAACGACCACCAGCCCACUUUCCCUAGUUCCGACGUGAAGCUGAGUCUGGAUGAUGCCACCGCGCUCCGAAACGCGGUGUGCUCGUUCAGCGCGCGGGACGAUGACAGCGGUAAGAACGCAGAGCUCAUUUACUUCACAGAGCCCAGGAACGGGACUUUCUAUGCGGUGCCCAAAACGGGGGACAUCCUCCUUGUGGACUCCAUCCUCGGUCUGGAUGAACCGAUAAAGUUUCAAGUUUUUGCGCGGGAUCGCGGGUGGCCCCCGCGCACUAGCCAAGGCAUCUCAGUGGAAAUAAACCCCCGGCAGUGGCCCGUGGCUCCCUCAAUGACUCCCCAACCCGGAGAGAGGAAACUAAACCCGCAAAGUGAUGCGGGAGCGCGAAGGUCCAGGUCCGUGCCGGAAUCAGACAGCCCCGUUUUCAUCAGCGUGUCCGAGGACGCGGGGAUCGGUUCGGUGGUGAUGAACCUGAACCCUGUCAGGUUCCAGUCGGCCACGUUUGAGCUGGUGGAGCCGGACACGGAGAGCUGCCCCGUGAGUGUGAGCCGCGACAGCGGGGAUAUAGUCAUCCUGCGGAGACUGGACCGGGAGACCGAACCUCUGCUGGAGAUCACCGUCAGGGUGCAGGAUAAAAGAGGUCCCGAGUGGUACUUGAUCAGAGUGGAGUUGACUGUGACUGAUGUAAAUGAUAAUGUCCCAGAAUGGAGCAUGGUUCCUUCACCCUACCUGGCAGUGGUUCUCCCUGAUGCUCCUGCAGGAUCAGUGGUGUACAGACUCAGUGCUCAGGAUGGGGAUGAAGGCAUCAACGGGGAAGUGGAGUACUUCCUGUCUGAUGGUGGUGAUGGUCGCUUUGAAGUACACAGAAAGAGUGGCCAGGUCCAAACGACAGGCCUCCCUCUGCAACAGGACAGGGAGUACCUGCUGACAGUGGUGGCUGCUGAUGGGCUCAGCAGUCGUAGUGCUCCUGCUGUUGUGUCUGUAGUUGCUGGAGCCCGGCCACCACAGUUUGUUAAUGCUUCCUUUACAAUCGCCAUACCAGAGAACACUCCUGAAGGACAAACCUUCUUGGUGACACCUGCUGUGUCUUUUCAAAAGAAACCAAUCAGCUACAGCCUCCUCAUCAAUCCCAGCAGUCUCUUCUCCAUUUCAGCAGAGACAGGUGAAAUCAGCCUGACCCGCUCUAUCGAUUACGAGAGUGACCAACAUCGAUACUUGCUAUUGGUGCGAGCCAGCGAGGGCCAGGACAGCAUGAGCAGUGCAGCAGAGGUACGAGUUGUAAUUGUUGAUGAAAACGACUGCGUUCCAGAGUUUCUACAGUCGAUUUACAGCAAGGAUGGCGUACCAGAGACUGUUACAACCGCAACCUCCUUGUUGCAAGUGUCAGCCAGUGACUGUGACUCGGGAGCGAAUGCAGAGCUGACCUAUUAUACCAUGAGUCCAGAUUUCACCAUUUCCCCUCAUGGAACCAUCUUUCCAGCGGGGCCUUUGGACUACGAAAGACCCAACCACCUGUAUGAGUUUGUCAUCAUGGCCAUUGACAAAGGGGAGAUCCCUCGCACAGGCACGACAACGGUACGGAUUAGAAUGGCCAAUGUCAAUGACGAGUCACCCGAGUUCUCCCAACACAUAUACCGAACCUUUGUUUCUGAAGAUGCAGGCCCCAACACACUCGUUGCCACUGUGCUUGCAAAGGACCCUGAUGGAGAUGGGAUCACAUAUAAAAUUACCACAGGAAAUGAAGAAGGCAAUUUUGUCAUUGACAGUCAAAAAGGUUUGAUCCGUCUGCGCUCCAGCCCACCACCUCGCCUGCAGGGUGUUGAAUAUGUCCUUAAUGUUACCGCCACUGAUGACAACGCCUCAGGCGGACCUCAGGCGUUGUCAUCCACAGCCCAGGUCAUAGUUGGUGUGGAUGAUGUGAACAACAACAAGCCUGUCUUUGAGAAGUUUCUGUUUUCAGAUGUUAAUGACAAUGUCCCAUUUUUCACCUCUUCCAUCUAUGAGGCGUCAGUGACUGAAGGAGCAGAAUCAGGAACUCUGGUUUUCCAGGUUUCUGCCAAUGACCUCGACUUAGGUCCUAAUGGAGAGAUUUCUUACUCCUUGCUAGAAGACCGCAGUGGAGACCAUCAGUAUUUCCAUAUCGACCCAGAGCUGGGAUUCAUCUACACUCAGGCUGUGUUUGACAGAGAGACCAAAAGCUCAUACUUGUUGGAAGUUCAGUCUGUGGAUGGCUGGGAGUCAGCACGGCCUGGCAAGCAUGGGCAACCCAACUCUGACACAGCAUAUGUUCGUGUUUUUAUCAGCGAUGUGAACGAUAACAAGCCCAUGUUUGGACAGGCAUCCUAUGAAGUUGAUGUGGACGAGGACGCUGACGUGGGCUUUGCUAUUCUUACAGUCAGUGCCAAUGAUGAGGACGAAGGUGGAAAUGCCAAGCUGCGUUACCAGAUCACCUCAGGAAAUUCAGGUGGGGUGUUUGAUGUCGAGCCAGAGGUGGGCACAAUUUUCAUUGCUCAGCCACUGGACUAUGAACUAAACAAAAGGUACAAGCUUCAUGUCCUGGCUUCUGAUGGAAAAUGGGAAGAUUAUACAACAGUGACCGUAAACGUGGUGAACAAGAAUGAUGAGGCACCAGUCUUCACAGUUAAUGAGUACUACGGCAGCGUAACAGAGGAGCUGGAUGGUUCACCCGUGUUUGUCUUGCAGGUGACAGCAUCUGACCCAGAUAAGGAUGCUGACCAAGAGGCCCUGCGCUACUCCCUCCAUGGUCAGGGUGCAGAGAGUGAAUUUAUAAUUGAUGAGGUUACGGGAAAGAUUUAUGCCCAGCGGACAUUGGACCGUGAAGAGCGCGCUGUUUGGCGUUUUGUUGUCCUGGCAACAGAUGAGGGUGGUGAGGGUCUAACAGGCUUCACAGAUGUCAUCAUCAAUGUUUGGGACAUUAAUGACAAUGCACCCAUCUUCCCCUGCGCUCUCAGUUGCCACGGAGAUGUAGCAGAGAACUCUGUUUCUGGGACUUCUGUUAUGGAGAUGAGUGCAACCGAUCUGGAUGACUCAGCAGUGGGACAAAAUGCUGUUCUGUCUUACAGGAUAGUGGGUAGUUUGGAUGCCACGAACGUCGAGUUAGGAGGAAUUCCUACCUUCUCAGAAAUGUUCACUAUCAACCCCACCACAGGAACUAUUGCUGUAGGGAUUGGUGGUCUGGACAGAGAACAGGUUGAGUCCUACCUCCUUGUUGUAGAGGCCAGAGAUGGGGGAGGAAUGACAGGAACUGCAACUGCAACCAUUCAGAUCAAGGAUAUGAAUGACCAUGCUCCAAGAUUCAUUGAUCACUCCUGCCUGGCACGGAUCUCUGAGAAUGCAGAACCCAAUGCAGAGGUCUUGGAACUGACUGCAGAAGAUUGGGACACUGGAGAAAAUGCCCAGCUGACCUUUAGUGUUGUGGCUGGAGAUCAAGAACAGAAAUUUUACAUGGUCAGUCUCAAACAGGAACAGCGGGGCAUCUUGAAGCUCAAGAAACGUUUGGACUAUGAAAGACACAGUGAGCAGAGGUUCAACCUCACACUUAAGGUUGAAGACCUGGACUUCUCAAACUUUUUGCACUGUGUGGUUGAAGUGGAGGACUACAAUGAUCAUCCUCCUGUUUUUAUUCCACACUUUCUGGCUCUUGCCCCCCUUCCUGAAAAUGUCAUUGUGGGAACCAGUGUGGCUCAUCUGGUGGCCAGUGACUCAGACUCAGGCCAGAACCAAGAUAUCACCUUCGGCCUGUCAAAGGGCUCAGAUCCUGAUGGUCUGUUCACUAUUGACCAGUCUGGUGUACUUUCAGUGGCUCGUCCACUGGAUCGAGAGAAAACAUCCCAGCAUACCUUAGUUGUCAUAGCAACUGAUCAUGGGAUUCCACCUUUAACAGGCAGUGCCACAGUUCAGCUGCCUUUGUUGGAUGUAAAUGACAAUGGACCAGAGUUUGAGGCAGCCUACUCCCCCAUAGUGUUUGAGAAUGCGGCUGGACCACAGGUAGUAAGGUUGAACCAAACAUCAAGGCUGCUCCUAGCUAUGGACAAGGACUCCCCUGAAAAUGGGCCUCCCUUUCAUUUCACAUUACCCCCGGAGUAUCGCUACAGCAAUGAUUUCUACCUUCAGGACAACUUGAAUGGAACAGCAACACUAACAGCUUUGAGGACAUUUGACCGUGAGCGCCAGAAAGAGUUUCUCCUUCCUAUAAUUAUGAGUGACAGUGGUCAUCCAGCCAAAACAGUGACCAGCACCCUAACUGUGACCAUCGGUGAUCAGAAUGAUCAUCCUCAUGUGGCAGGGGAAAAGCAUAUUUCCAUCAAUAGCCAUAAAGGUCGUAUGCCAACAACAGUUCUUGGAAAAGUUUAUGCUCCAGACCCUGAUGAUUGGGACAACAAGACCUAUAUUUUUGAGGGACAUAUGCCAAGUUCCUUCAUCCUAAACAAAAGAACAGGCUUCCUCAUCAUCAAGGAGAACACCCCAACAGGAACUUACCAGUUCCAAGUACGAGUAUCUGAUGGCAUUUGGCCCGAUGCUGUCUCCACUGUUACUGUACAUGUAAGGGAGCUGCGAGAGGAGGCCAUCUUCAACUCUGGGUCCCUCCGUCUGGCAGAUAUUACCUCAAAAGAGUUCCUUGAAUUGAGAGGGAAGCAGCGGAGCCGCUACGAGCUGCUGGUGGACUUUCUGUCUGAGAUGCUUUCUGUUCCACCGGGUGACGUUAACAUCUUCAGCCUAAUGGAUGUGAAGGAGCGAAUGUUGGAUGUUCGAUUUGCUGUGCAAGGUGGCCCCUCCUUCCUCCAACCAGAGAAAAUGCAUGGGUAUUUGGCUGCCCACAAACAAAAGCUCCAGUCAUUCCUGCAAGUCACUGUUUUCCAAAUCCGUAUAGAUGAGUGCCAUAGUUCAGAGUGCAAUGGUGCAGGUGGCUGCACCAACGUUUUAAAUGUGCGAGACACACCUACAGUGGUGGAUUGUGGAACUAUGAGUCUAGUAUCUGUGACGGUGGACUCCACAGCUGUGUGCUCGUGCCCAGGUAGAGAGCAGUCCCAUCAGUCCUGCGCCACAUAUCCCAGAAAUCCAUGCUUCAAUGGAGGCGUCUGUGUGGACACUCAACAUGGCUACAGGUGCCAAUGCCCAGCUCAGUUUGAGGGACCUGAAUGCCAACAGAACAAGCACAGUUUCCAUGGCAAUGGCUAUGCCUGGUUUCCUCCUUUGAUGCCUUGCUUUGAGAGCCAUGUGUCGCUGGAGUUCAUCACAGACGUGGCUGAUGGACUGCUGCUGUACAGCGGCCCGCUCGCCCAGCUGCAAACCUGGGACCACGAGGACUUCAUGGCCUUAGAGCUAAUAGAUGGAACCCCCACCUUAAAAAUCAACCAUGGCUCCGGCACUCUGGUGCUUCAGUUGCCAGGGAACGUCAACGUUGCAGACAGGCGCUGGCAUCGACUGGAUGUUCGCAGCAACAGCAAGGAAGUACGUUUUACUUUGGAUCGAUGCUCGGGGGCUGCAGUAAUGGAAAUGGAAGGUCUGGGCAGCUGGUUGACCACUGAAGACCACUCCUCCUGUGAAGUGACAGGUCUUACACCAAGCACUGACAGACACCUGAACAUGAGUCAAGUGCUCCAACUUGGUGGUGUGAACGAGGACAUCCCCUACAUCUACCCUCAGCUUCAACACAAACACUUCACAGGCUGCAUCCGAAACCUCAUUGUGGACAGCAAGCUAUAUGAUUUGGGCUCCCCGGCUGAGUCCCAGUCCAGCUCUCCUGGCUGCCUGACCACAGACAGCAGCUGUGUCAACAUGGGCUAUCCGUCCUGUGGCCAUCGUGGUCGAUGUCAUGGUGAGUGGGGCUCCUUCAGCUGCCAGUGUGUUGCCGGAUACAUGGGCCACCAGUGUGAAGAAGAGGUCCCAGAGUACUCCUUUGAUGGCCACAGUCAUGCUCGUUACCAGCUGGCAAUGCCACUGUCUGCUCGAAGAACAUGGGUCCGAGUUCUGGUUCGGACAAGAAAACACAGCAGCAUCAUCUUCAAUCUAGUCUCCAGAGAGCAGAAAGAGUACUUACGUCUGGAGAUCUUUCAGGGCCUCCUUUGUGUUUUCUACAACCUUGGGGAUGGAGAUUACAACCUAACGUUACCCAACUACCGUCUGGACAAUGGUGAAUGGCAUGAGGUCCUCUUUGAUCGCCAUGACAACGAGAUGAUGCUGAGGCUUGAUGGUGGUGGUGGACAACGGGAGGUGACAGGAUCACGAGGCAGAAGUCGAGAAAUCAUUAUUGACCCCUCUGCUGUGAUGCUGGGAAACACUAUUCCCUCUGGAAUCAACAUGAGCUUCCAAGGCUGCAUGAGGGAUGUUCGCCUCAAUGGUCGUUACAUGCCACUGGACAGCCAGCCACGGGAUGGGGUUUCCCAGGUCAGCGUGCAGGGACUCUCCAAAGGUUGCUCCUCUGACUCCUGCAGAAAGAACCAAUGUAGCCCCCCCUUCACCUGCGUUGACCUGUGGAGAGUGCAUGAAUGCAGGUGUCCACCUGGUCACAUAAUCCGUGUGAAUGGGACCAGAAAGUCCUGUGUUUAUACCUUGUGUGCUACACGGCCUUGUCACCGUGGGACCUGUGUCGCCCAGUCACCCUCCAAAUUCACCUGCCACUGCCCUGAGGGUUACAGAGGACAGCACUGUGAGACAACCCUGGCAAUUUACAGGGAGGAGGUGGGCCUGAGCUUCAGCUCCCUCUUUGCCAUCUGCAUCUGCUUCAUGGCAUUAUUGGUGUUGCUGCUGGGCAUUUUCCUCUACACUCGCUGGAGGUCCUACAAAGGGCUGAAGGAGGGCGUGUACCACGUGUCUGCGCAUCACGACGGGUGGGAGGACAUCCGAGAGAACGUGCUCAACUACGACGAGGAGGGAGGCGGGGAGGAGGACCAGAACGCCUACGACAUGGCAGAGCUGCAGAAGUCCCUCCAGCCGAGCCCGGCCCAGUCGGUCCAGUACUGCCGCUCCAGAGCCCUGCACCACCCACCACCUUCCCACCACCACCACCUCCACCAUGGGUCCCUGGCCCCACCCUCUGCUCAGACUCUGGACCCGCUCAGUCGUACAUCCAGCUCAACGACGCUGCCCCCCUCUGCCGCCUCCACGUCUUCCACCACAACGACCAGUCUCCGCAGGGACGUGCCCCCCACCAGGCCUCCAGCCCAAGGCCAGGCGCGCCCCCCUCAGCUAGCACGGCGCUCCCUGUCAUUUUCCAGCCAGGAUCUGGCUCGCUACCUGUGUGAGAUCAUCCGGGAUGCUGACCAGCACCCAGAUUCUGGGCCUUUUGACUCGCUGCAGGUGUUCUCCACCGAGGGAGGGGGCUCACCUGCUGGCUCCCUCAGCUCCUUCAGCUCGGCAGGACUGGAUGGAGGGAGCUCAGGGGACGGGGGAGGGGAGGCGAGGAGAGAGGAGACACUUGGAGAGUGGGGGCCUCGCUUUGAGAAGCUGCGGGCGCUGUAUGAGCGAGCCGAGACCAGCGACCUCUGA